CUCAUAUAUACACUAUUUCGCGAAUUACUCACGACUAUCCAAUAGUGUGAGCAAGUAGAGCUGUAUUCGUGUACGACGCGAAUUACUGUCGUUUCAGGGCUUCGAGAACAUGACGGACGACGAGGUGCUCGCCAAAGACCGCGCCGAGCACCCCGAGUGCAACUACACGACGAGCCUCUCGACUGCCUGCCGCAGCGUCAACGGCGAUCGCACAUGCGAGACAAUCCGCAAGAUCUAUCGCUGCUGCCCAGGCAAGCCAAAGGAGCUCAUCAUUAAUUCGAGUACGAAGGAAGAGGGCGCCGCCGCCGACGACAACAACACUGUCGCGGACGACCCGUUCCGCCACUUUGGCCCUCGCCGACGCGACGGCCCGGCCUUUUCGAUGGGCGACGAUCCGUUUGAGGCGAUGGACGGCUUCUUCCGCGGUAUGAUGGGCGGCACUGGCCCGUUUGGCGGCUUUGACCAGAUGCCACGACCGCCGCAGCACGAGACGCCGCCGCACCACGGCUACGAACGCCCGCGGGCGCCACGGCGCCAGGCCCCGCCCCAGAAAGAUGUAUUCGAUGGCUUUGACGGCCGUGUCGAAGAAAUCUAGCCAUCAUUAUUCCGUGUCGCUGGCUGUCGCUGCAGCGUGUCUACGCUCGCGCCUUGGUUUAGCGCAUCGCACGAAGCGAAUCAGCUCAGCACCGCGCUGCCUCUCUUCUCUGCUGCGCGUUGGUGUGGCUGAGUACCAAGGUUUUGGACGUAUGGCUGCAACUCUGGGAAAACGUGAGACCAAGGUGCAAUGCAGCUGCGUUCUGCGUUCACAUUUGCUUGGCCUUUCCAGUGGCGCGUGUCGCGGAGACUUCGAAUGCCCCUGACGACGCUGGUCCUGGCGCCAAGGGGCAGCUGCGCCGGGUGGAGUUUGGUGUGGCAUCCGCUGCCAGCAGGCAUGAAACUCCGUCGCGGGCGGCUACUGCGCUUGAAUAUUUCGCUUCGAGGCAGUGGACGGCGCUUGCUACAGCUCUUCCCAUCGCUCGAAGCUCGUGACUACCUUUCGUGUCGAAGCUGUUCGAGUUUUUAGGCCUAAAAUGGUGUGUUCGUGAAAGUCCGGCCUUGUGUUAAUGUGCAUUGAUGUUUCAC
Messenger RNA from Saprolegnia diclina VS20, 1122 nucleotides. RefSeq lists its product as hypothetical. Lineage: Eukaryota; Oomycota; Saprolegniomycetes; Saprolegniales; Saprolegniaceae. The record is from RefSeq and is a predicted model, not a curated record. The coding region runs from base 110 to 595 and encodes 161 amino acids. The transcript has a single exon.